This is a messenger RNA of Effrenium voratum, 363 nucleotides long. The record is from the annotation of a GenBank genome assembly. Lineage: Eukaryota; Dinophyceae; Suessiales; Symbiodiniaceae.
AUGGCGGCGUUUGGCGCGGCUCUGGUGACCCCGGUGCUGCUGGAGUUUGGCGCACUGAAGUGGCUCCUGGAGCGCUUUGGCUUUCAGAAGGUCUUCGAGGUUGAAGUGCCCAAGGAUGACGGCAAAACUGUGAAGCUGCAAGCCUCCCUGGAGCUCUAUUUGACGCUGCUGGCUCGGGUCGCCUUCCCAGACAGCCUCUCCACCUGCCCCGUGCCUUUCUUGGAUACGGACAGGGGCCUUUGCGUCUACGAGAUCCCCAUGCUGGGGCCCUUGGCGGAUCUGCCCUUCGUGGGCGGCAACGCGGCAGCCCUGGUGGCCCGGAAGCUUCCUGAGGGCCAGGACUUUGAGCAUCCGCUGCGCUGA